UUUUCAUUUUGUUUGACAGCGGACAGCUAACUGCUUUCCGAACGAUAGUUACUGAACACCUCCCAUGUAUUCUAAAUUUGUAUGAAAUUCUUAUAGAAAUAUUUAAUUCUAGGCGAAAAAUCAUGAUUUUGUUAGAAAUAAACAAUAGGCUAGUCGAAGAAACGCUUACAGUGAAAAUUAAAAAUGCUCAGGCUGGACUAAAAAAUGAAUCAAUUGAUGUCACUGUAGCUGAUUUUGAUGGAGUACUAUAUCAUAUAUCAAAUCCUAAUGGUGAUAAGUCAAAAAUAAGGGUGAGCAUUGCUCUUAAAUUUUACAAAGACUUACAAGAACAUGGUGCCGAUGAAUUAUUAAAAAAGGAGUAUGGUUCUCUAUUGACAACACCUGAAGAUAACUUCAAUGUAACUCUUCUAAUAAAUCUUGAAGAUAUACCGGAGAAUUGGCAAGAAGUUGUGAAAAAAAUUGGUUUAUUGAAAAGAAAUUGUUUUGCAUCAGUGUUCGAAAAGUAUUUUGAUUUUCAAGAGAAAGGAGAAGAGGGUCAUAAAAGAGCUGUUAUCAACUAUAGAGAUGAUGAGACCUUAUAUGUAGAGGCAAAAGCUGAUCGUGUAACUGUUGUUUUCUCUACAAGAUUUCGAGAUGAGAAUGAUGUUGUUAUCGGAAAGGUUUUUAUGCAAGAACUAAAGGAAGGUUUGAGAGCUUCACAGACAGCUCCCCCUGUGUUAUUUAGUCAUAGGGAACCACCUAGGGAGCUUCAGAAUACUAAUGCAGUAGUAGAUAAUAACGUUGGCUAUGUUACAUUUAUUUUGUUUCCCAGACAUACAGCCCGCAAUACUCGUGAUAACACUAUAAACUUGAUACAUAUGUUUCGUCACUACCUCCAUUAUCACAUCAAGUGUUCAAAGGCCUAUAUUCAUAGCAGGAUGAGGGCUAAAACAUCAGAGUUCCUGAAGGUAUUAAACCGAGCUAGGCCAGAGAGUAGGUCAACAGAUAAGAAAACUAUUACGGGAAGGACUUUCAUCAGAAGAGAUUGAUGUGAAUGUUCUAAACAGUACUAAAAUUAAUCGGACUCAAGAGUUUACUGCCAAAAUUAUUUCUUAACAACUAACGUACUACACUGUUUCAUUCGAUGUAUCUAAUCAUUAGUUUUAUUAUGCACAUUUUCACUCAGUCAUUGCAAUAUUUAUUUUAUUCAAACAUUAUUAUUGUAAGUAGCAUUUUUCACAAAUAACUGAGCAUUUCAUGAUACUCGGUGAUAAGAUAAUUAUGGCCCAACUCAUUUUAUUUGCGAGUUAAAAAUUCCUACUCAAAUGUUCAUAUAUUUUGAAAUUUCAUAACCUCUCUCGAUACUUCGAUCACACUUUGGUCUACUGAAUGAAAUAGUUUAGUAUCAGAUACCAGUGAAAAUUUUGGGUCUAUCAACUUUUGUUGGCACUGCAUAAUAGAUAAUUGAAAGUAAUUUUAAUUAUCCUCUGGGAUAUGUAUAUAUAGAUAUAACUGAUAAAUCUUUUUAAUUGUGCUUCCUUACAAAAUAUGGGUGAGCACCUGUAUAUUGAAAUUAUGCAGAUAUUUUUAAAUCAGGCUUUUCUAGUAAUGAAAUAUCUUUUGUUAAAAAUAUUGUAUCUGUAUCAAUUUUUGUAAAUUUUCAAAAUCGCUUUUUAUACAUUUCAAUUUCUAUGUUGAUGUUGGGUUUAUUUUGCUAUGAAACGAAGAGUUCAGAUAAUUCAGUUUGAGAAGAUUGUGAUACACUUUCUUUAAUAGUAUACUUCUAUCGGAAUUACUUAGUUUUCAAUGUGAAUGAAAAAAAAGUUGCUGUAAAAUAUUCAAUUAAUAUGAUGUUUUCCAAAACGUUGAUUUCUUUCAAUCACUUGUGAAAUUGUAAAUGAAUUGAAAGAGUCAAUAUUGUAUAUUGUGGUACCUUAUGUCUUCUUAAACACAUCUUAACCGAUUGCAGAGGUUUCCAUUAAGUAUUGAACGUUAUUAGCAGAUAUGCUGUUCAUCAAUUAUAGAAAUAAAAUAUGUUAUUUUAAA
Molecule: messenger RNA, 2025 nt
Organism: Coccinella septempunctata (seven-spotted ladybird)
Lineage: Eukaryota; Metazoa; Arthropoda; Insecta; Coleoptera; Coccinellidae
Gene: Arpc2
Product: probable actin-related protein 2/3 complex subunit 2
Exons: 5
Coding region: 123-1028 (301 amino acids)
Biological process (GO): actin filament polymerization; Arp2/3 complex-mediated actin nucleation
Cellular component (GO): Arp2/3 protein complex; actin cytoskeleton
Molecular function (GO): actin filament binding; structural constituent of cytoskeleton
Source: RefSeq, a predicted model, not a curated record